Knipowitschia caucasica is the source of this 360-nucleotide messenger RNA. NCBI's taxonomy places the organism in Eukaryota, Metazoa, Chordata, Actinopteri, Gobiiformes, Gobiidae. The record is from the annotation of a GenBank genome assembly.
AUGUUGGUAUGUUUGGAGUGUUUGGUGUGUUUGGUGUGUUGUUGUGGACCAGAACACAGAGCCACAGAGAUAACGGAGCUUGUGAGCGUGUCCACAGAGGAGAUGGGACAGGAGGAGCCUCCUCUCUCUGAGCUCUUCCCAGGGGGGAGGCCUCAUGGGGGGGUCACCUUUGCUGCCAUCCUCCCACACCAUCCAUCUCCCAUCUCAGCUCGCAGCUAUAUCCUCUUCCACACUGCUUCUCUCUCAGCUCCGCCGCCUGAGGGCCCCACAUCAUGCUUCAUCCAGCGCACCUGCCCCGGGCCCCUGCCAUGCUCCCCUCGAUGUGCGAGUCUGACACCCACUUGUCCUACUUUUGUGUAG